Rhagoletis zephyria (snowberry fruit fly) is the source of this 499-nucleotide messenger RNA. Its product is annotated as PH and SEC7 domain-containing protein 2-like. Lineage: Eukaryota; Metazoa; Arthropoda; Insecta; Diptera; Tephritidae. Gene Ontology annotation, biological process: regulation of ARF protein signal transduction. Gene Ontology annotation, molecular function: guanyl-nucleotide exchange factor activity. The record is from RefSeq and is a predicted model, not a curated record.
UACUUUAACUUGCGCUAUUAUGCUGUUGAAUACCGAUUUGCAUGGCCAGAAUAUCGGGCGUAAAAUGACCUGCGCUGAAUUCAUUGAAAACCUGGCGGAACUCAAUGAUGGCGAAAAUUUUCCCAAGGACGUUUUAAAGUAUCUUUAUCAGGCUAUUAAGACUCAACCGCUGGAAUGGGCGCUCGACGAUGAUUCUGCUGAACUGCAAAAGCAACGCGCCGACAAUAAUGUGGGCAAUAGCACAAGCAACAGCCUAAUCGGACAAAAUCCAUUCUUAGACAUACCAGAGUCGUCAUCGGCGAUUGAAUACAAAAAAGGUUAUGUGAUGCGCAAGUGCUGUUUCGAUUCCAAUUACAAAAAAAAUAACAUCGUCGAAUAUAUCGAUAUCGACGAUGAGAGUAAAAUGAAUAUGCGAGUAGAAAUAGCGAAAGCGAUUGCAAUGAGUCUAUCGAAAAAUAUGUCCAUAAUUAUUUCGAUAACAACACCGAUUAUUAUGUGA